This is a messenger RNA of Aspergillus versicolor CBS 583.65, 2085 nucleotides long. Its product is annotated as putative oxidoreductase, FAD-binding. The transcript has a single exon. Gene Ontology annotation, molecular function: oxidoreductase activity. The coding region runs from base 162 to 2000 and encodes 612 amino acids. NCBI's taxonomy places the organism in Eukaryota, Fungi, Ascomycota, Eurotiomycetes, Eurotiales, Aspergillaceae. The record is from RefSeq and is a predicted model, not a curated record.
CACCGUUUGAAUCCACGCCACGAGGCUGGUGCCGUGGAUGAGACACCAAGACUGCGGCUCGUGUUUAGUUCCCCACACUUCGCCGGCAGAGUUCAGAUCAACGCUGCCCAGUGCCCACACCGCACCAUCUUAUAUCAUCGUGCGGGAGGCCUAUUUUCACCAUGGCAACUGUUCUCACGACCUCAAUACCCUGGCAUGAUGGCGAACGCGAUAUACAUCAGCUACUACGGGUCCCCGAUCAGGACAAUCCCACUGUGCCUUUCCUGAGCCCUGGCGCGGGUCUACUGAUGAAAAGGUCGCCGUUGCUCGCUAUCGGUGCUUUGGAUCGGGAUGGGAGGCCUUGGUGCUCACUCUGGGGUGGAGAGGAGGGCCUCGCAACCCCAACGUCUUCCUCUAGUUUCGACAUUAGGACACCUGUCGGGGAAGCUUAUGAUCCGGUGGUAGAAAGCUUAUUGCUUGAUUCCACCGCGAAGAGUGGGCGCCUGGUUUCGUUUCUAGCGGUUGAUCUAGAAAAUAGGAGGAGGGUAAAAUUGUUUGGUAGAAUCACCGCUGGAUCGCUGAACGUCGCAGAUGAAAGUAUUCGCGCAGCCAUUGCCCAACUUACCGUCCAUGUAGACGGUAGUCUCGGUAUGUGUUCUCGUCAAUUGAGAUCAAAGUAUCUUUUAAUGCGUCGACUAGGUAACUGUCCAAAAUAUUUAAAUGCGAAACAUAUCGUCCCCGCUCGACCUGAUCCAAAGUUGAUUUCGGAAACUGCUCAGUUGCACCCUGACGCCAUUAAGCUCCUAGACCGUGCAGAUUGCCUGUUCAUUUCGUCUUCGCACGAAACCCAGGAUAUGGACACCAACAUCCGUGGUGGGCCUGCCGGAUUUGUACGAGUUGCCUCCAACGAACCUGGUGGUGCUGUGCUCGUUUACCCAGAAUACUCUGGGAAUAGACUAUACCAAACUCUUGGGAAUAUACGGACGACUCCACGGGCAGGCUACGUCUUCCCGGACUUUGAAACAGGCAAUGCAUUAUUUAUCACAGGUAAAACAGAGAUUCUGGUUGGAAAGGAUGCGUCUUAUAUCCUUCCUCGCUCGAAUAUCGCCGUCAGAGUGACCGUCUCGGUGGCUCGCUUUGUAGAGAAAGCACUUUCGUUCCGAGGAUUCCCGGGGAAAAUGUCUCCAUACAACCCUAGCGUCAGAUAUCUGUCAACGGAGAAGGUGUCUGCUGCAGCUCUAGAAAAUCGUGAAUCAUCUGUUACAGCAACGAUGGUUGGGAAGGAGAUCAUCACGCCAUCCAUUGGCCGAUUUCGAUUCCGCAUAUCAGACCCCCAGAAAGCUGGAUCAUGGAAACCGGGGCAAUAUGCAACAUUUUCCUUCUAUGAUGAACUGGACAUGGGAUACAGCCAUAUGAUGGAUGAGGACCCAUUGAGCCUCAAUGACGAUUACGUCCGCACAUUCACAAUCUCCUCAUUUCCAGGCCACGGACUGCCCGGUGGAGAAUUCGAAAUAACUAUUCGAAAACAUGGAAAUGUGACCCGCUACCUGUUCCAGACGAGUGAUAGAGCUGGACUCGAAGUGCCUCUGACGGGUUUUGGGGGCGACUUCCGACUAACGGAACAAAGCAGUGGUGUGGUGCCUUUCAUAGCAGGAGGAAUUGGGAUCACACCCGUUCUCGCCCAGCUAUCGAUUAUUGAUAUUAGUGGACUUCGACUUUUUUGGUCCAUCUCGAUAAAGGACAUUGCUCUGGUGCUGGACACCUUCAAAAGAUUCCCAGAAUUACCUAGUUCAACGACCGUGUUCGUCACAGGGCUUGACUCUCAGGGUGAACAGAUCAGUGCUGAAAUGGAAGCAGUCGCUUCGUCCGGAGCACGAAUAGAACGCCGGAGGAUAGAGGCUCGAGACCUCGAUCUCUCACUAUCAGACACAUGGUAUUUCUGUGGCAGCCCUGCUCUGAAAGUGCCCGUGUUCAAUUGGCUUGCGGAUAAAAAAGUAGUAUAUGAAGAUUUCAAUUAUUGAGCAUUAUAUUAACAUUAAAAAAUAUUGUUAAAAAAACAUUUCAAUUGUCCGAUUUGUCUGAUAAAUGAUCUAGAAGAAAAAGCAA